AUGGGUAAUAAUGAAGUGACAAUUAUCUGCUAUGCGGACGAUGCAAUGAUAUGCGCACAGAACGAAGACGAUCUGCAGAGACUUUUAGACAUCUUCGACCGCACAGCCAAGCAAUUUAACAUGACUAUCUCAGCCCAAAAAACGAAAUGUAUGACCACAUCAAAAGAGCCGCUCAGAUGUAAACUGGAAGUGGACGGGCAAGUAAUUCAACAAGAGAUGGAGUUUAAAUAUCUGGGUAUUGACAUUACCAGUUAUGGAAAUAUGGAGGACGAAGUGAGGCAACAGGUAGCAAAAGCCAAUAAAGUGGCAAACGAUGCUGAUCAUGACCUACACGGCAGAAACAAGAUCGGAUACCGCAAAACUAGACGACUUCUGGAGACUACGGAAAUGAAGAUUCUCCGCCGCAUCUCAGGAAAAACACUGCUAGACAGAGAAAGAAACGAAAACAUCAGGCAAUCGUGCGGAGUGGACAACAUGAACGAGUGGGUGCUCCAAAGAAAAAGACAGUGGAAUGACCAUAUUAACCGUAUGCAAGAUGGCAGACUAGUAAAAAUCGUUAGAGACAAAUCACCAGACGGAAGACGGAGCGUGGGACGACCGAGAAAAAGAUGGAACGACGAUCUCAAUUCAGGUUGA
This is a messenger RNA of Cylas formicarius (sweet potato weevil), 636 nucleotides long. RefSeq lists its product as uncharacterized. The coding region runs from base 1 to 636 and encodes 211 amino acids. The record is from RefSeq and is a predicted model, not a curated record. The transcript is spliced from 2 exons. Lineage: Eukaryota; Metazoa; Arthropoda; Insecta; Coleoptera; Brentidae.